GGCGGAGGACGCCGACGCGCUGCAGCCGGCGCACAUCACGCUCGAUCACGGCGUUGAUGAAGUGCGUCGUGCCGAUGGUGACGCUGGCGAUGCGCCCCGGGGACUCGGUCAAUCCGGCCGCCGCGAGGACGGUGCUGACGGCCGUCUCGAUACCGGCGCUCGCGUCCGGGGUGGUCGGGGUUUUGAAGUGCGCCAGCACGCCGCGGUUGGCGGUGUGUUGAAGGGUCAAGUCGAUGACAACUGCAUCGGUGUUCGUUCCUCCAACAUCGACCCCAAUGCGCACGGUUCUACGUGAUGGUGGCAUCUCUCCCAUGUUGACUGGUAAUGCGAUACUGCACCACACACUUGGCUAAACUUCUAGGAAUGAUUCGUCUUCUCGGCCAGUGUGUGGCAGGCCGAGUGCCAGGGUAUCAUAUAAGCUCCUUGGCCGCCAGACAGUCACCUCGCGAUAAAUCACCCAUUACGCAAGGUGUUUACAAGAGCUCUAGCUCGCCAGAUACCGUCCCACCGACUAGGCGGCUAAAGCGGUUAAAGGGAUAGAAACAACCAGCUCCACGUCUGUGGUAUCGCGUUAGCCAGAGCCCGUUUCGGUGGUCGGCAUUGGAAACUUUGGGGGAGGUAGUAGCAAGAUAAGCAG
Molecule: messenger RNA, 637 nt
Organism: Colletotrichum navitas
Lineage: Eukaryota; Fungi; Ascomycota; Sordariomycetes; Glomerellales; Glomerellaceae
Exons: 2
Coding region: 325-540 (71 amino acids)
Source: RefSeq, a predicted model, not a curated record